This is a messenger RNA of Ceutorhynchus assimilis (cabbage seed weevil), 2799 nucleotides long. NCBI's taxonomy places the organism in Eukaryota, Metazoa, Arthropoda, Insecta, Coleoptera, Curculionidae. The record is from the annotation of a GenBank genome assembly.
UUUACGUUUACAAUAAUUUCAGCAAACUGAAAGAGAGUUUGCUUGGUAUUUUUAUUAAUUCUCUCUUAUCAGGAAUAGAUUAGUUUGUAUUGAAGCCUUUGUGCCAUUUUUCUACGGUUUUUAUUGAACAUUUUACAUUUUUUUUUUCAAUUUCUAAAUGCACAAUCUGGUUGCUCAAUCUCAACAUUUGCAGUAGAUGUUACAUGAAUCCAAAUGGAUAAAGAUGAUUCGGUCAGAUGAAGAUGACCCGAGCGGUAGCAAAUACCCUAGGAUGGAAGACGAUAACAUUCAAGAAAAAGAAAGGUUUGCUAGUAGGGAGAACCAUUGCGAGAUCGAGAGGCGACGCCGCAACAAGAUGACGGCCUACAUAACCGAACUGUCGGACAUGGUGCCAACUUGCAGCGCGCUGGCUAGAAAACCCGACAAACUGACCAUCCUGCGCAUGGCGGUCGCCCAUAUGAAAGCGCUACGAGGUACCGGCAACACCAGCACCGACGGUACUUACAAACCUUCGUUUUUAACCGACCAGGAAUUGAAACAUUUAAUAUUGGAGGCGGCCGAUGGGUUUUUGUUUGUUAUAAGUUGCGACACUGGAAGGGUGAUUUACGUAUCGGAUUCGGUGGCUCCAGUAUUAAAUUUUACCCAAAGCGAUUGGUAUGGGUCUUGUAUUUAUGAUAAUUUGCAUCCCGAGGAUGUGGAAAAGGUUAGAGAGCAAUUGUCGACUCAAGAACCGCAAAAUACUGGGAGGAUUUUGGAUUUGAAAACUGGCACAGUUAAAAAAGAGGGACAUCAAUCCUCUAUGCGUUUGUGUAUGGGCUCUCGCCGAGGGUUUAUUUGUAGAAUGAAAAUUGGCAAUUUGUCGCCGGAGAAUAUGGGGGUUGGUCACUUAAAUAGGCUCAAACAACGUAACAGUUUAGGGCCUGGAAGAGAUGGACAAAAUUUUGCUGUAGUUCACUGUACAGGGUACAUUAAAAAUUGGCCUCCUGCUGAUAUGUUUGCCGGACAUCAAAUGGACCGCCAAUCAGAAGACACUACACAUUGCUGUUUGGUUGCAAUUGGCCGACUACAAGUGACCUCAACACCGAAUACUAGUGACUUGACUGGUACCAGCAACCUUGCAGAAUUUAUAUCGCGCCAUUCUACUGAUGGGAAGUUUACUUUUGUUGAUCAAAGAGUCAUGGGAUUGUUGGGUUAUUCGCCACCUGAGCUGUUGGGCAAAAGUUGUUUUGAUUUGUUUCAUCACGAAGAUCAAACUCAUAUGAAAGAUAGCUUUGAGCAAGUUUUGAAACUCAAAGGCCAAGUGUUGUCAGUUAUGUACAGAUUCAGAGCAAAAAAUCGUGAAUAUGUUUGGUUGAGGACUAGUGCUUUUUCAUUCCUUAAUCCCUACACAGACGAAGUUGAGUAUAUUGUUUGCACAAACACAACUGCCAAGUCUCUACAUUCCACGACAGAAAGCACAACUGAACCUGCAGAGCAAGUGAACUAUCAACAGCCAGGUUUGGAUUAUAGUUUGCAAAGGCGCGAAACUGGCCUGUACACGCACAUGAUUCCAAACACUCAUUUGCAGCCUGAGUACAAUAUGCCAAUGACGUCUACUUCGAGUUGUAGCGAGCGUCCAGACGAAAGAUAUCCGCGUUUGAUGGCCGAACAAGCAAGACCAAACAGCGGACAAAACGUUUACACUUAUGAACCAACUCAAUCCCCUAUACAGUACAAUUCCCCAUCUCAAACUCCUGCUACUACAACAACAAGAUUAAGCAAGGACAGUUAUCAGUACCCAAGUCCUCGUUCACCAGGCCCUACUUACACUCAACUGAGUGCUGGUAGAGCAGCUUCUGCUCCAGCACCUGCUCCAGCUACUUAUCAAUGGGCCGGUUGGCAAGGUACUGCUCAAACUUCUGAGCCAGGUGCGGUGGUACAACCUACUGGACCACCUACUCAACCUCAACCGCACGAAUUGAGCGAUAUGUUGCAAAUGUUGGACGGUAGCGGACCAGCGCCUUUCGGCGAUUUAGGUACCAUGUUUGACGGUACUUUCGAAUAGAUGUAAUAUACAAAAUAUCAUUAUGUUUAAGAGGGGUUUUGGGUGAUUGAUUGUGUUGUUGGAGGAAUGUUUGAAUUUCAUAUAUAGGAAUUUACGUUUUUGGGUUUUUAAUUUGUGUGUAAGACUUUUUCAAUGACAUUCCUGCUCUAUUAAAGGCUCAAUGAAAAAUAAAACAUUCCGUAACAAAUUCUAUUAAAAACCCCAAAGACGAUUUAUUCUUGUUUUACAAAAAAAUUCUAUUUGUAAUUUUGUCGUGACGUCCAAGAAUUAUUGUAUUUGAAUACGAACUAGCAUAAUUAUGAUUGUCAUAUUGUAGUAGCUGUAAUCUUAAGUAAGUUCUGUGUGUUACUAGUUCUUGAAAGGCUCCGUACUUGUACUUAAUUAACUAAUUAUUUCUAGGACUAGUAACAUAAAAAAUAAGUAUUAUAUUUUUACAUAAAACAGUGGUUUUUCCUUAAAUUUAUUUUGCAACUACGUAUAAAUAGGUGACUCAAAAAAAAGAUAAGGAUUUUUGCUCUUAAGCACGUAUGAAUUUAUUUUAUGGCUUUUUACCAAUAAUCUUUUAAUGAAAUCUCAAGUUCCACUGUGCAAUAUUUUUUGGUUUGCAAUACCUAUACAACUUUUUUGUGAGAGUACAAAAAUAUUAUAAUUUUUUAUACGCCAGUGAAUAUGUAGUAUGUAUAAAAUCGAACUACAAUUAUUAUUAUUAUUAUUAUUUCUGGAUUAAUAAAAAUAAUUUUAAUAUAAUUCUAUAA